Messenger RNA from Drosophila albomicans, 1137 nucleotides. RefSeq names its product zwei Ig domain protein zig-8 (gene dpr8). Lineage: Eukaryota; Metazoa; Arthropoda; Insecta; Diptera; Drosophilidae. Gene Ontology annotation, biological process: synapse organization. Gene Ontology annotation, cellular component: neuron projection membrane. The transcript has 7 exons. The record is from RefSeq and is a predicted model, not a curated record. Bases 127 to 1137 code for a protein of 336 amino acids.
UUAUUGAGACGUUCGUCAGAGAGCAUGAGAUUGACGCCACAAGCCGCGAUUCGAUGGAGAUAAUCUGCUGGAGGAAAGAAUAAACACUUUACACUUUUCAAAAGGUUAUUACAUCUCCCAACAAUAAUGACAACACAUUGGCUUUUACACGUUGGCAUAUUACUAAUACUCGCAGGCACCUCGCUGGGCGCUUCGAAACGCUUCUUCACAGACUUUCUGCAAGAUCUACCAACUCCGGGAACAGGGGGACCCACAUUUGAUACAAGCAUCACUAGCAACAUAACUGGCCUUGUGGGCAAAACAGUGAAGUUGACUUGUCGAGUGAAGAAUCUUGGCAAUCGCACGGUCUCAUGGGUGCGACAUCGGGAUAUACAUCUUCUGACAGUUGGUCGAUACACCUACACAUCGGAUCAGCGAUUUGAGGCAAUGCACUCGCCACACGCCGAAGACUGGACUCUUCGCAUUCGCUACGCUCAGCGGAAGGAUUCAGGAAUCUACGAAUGUCAGAUCUCGACGACACCUCCGAUCGGACACUCUGUCUACCUAAAUAUUGUGGAGCCUAUUACUGAGAUCAUCGGUGGUCCCGAGAUGCACAUUAACAAAGGAUCCACAAUCAACUUGACAUGUAUUGUAAAGUUUGCUCCGGAACCGCCAGUCACAGUCAUCUGGUCCCACAAUAGACAGGUAAUUAAUUUUGAUUCACCUCGCGGCGGAAUAUCAUUAGUCACCGAGAAAGGAGUGCUGACCACCAGUCGUCUGCUGGUGCAAAAGGCCAUCCAGCAGGACUCGGGAUUCUACACAUGUACACCAUCCAAUGCCAAUCCGACGUCGGUGCGCGUGCACAUCGUCGACGGCGAACAUCCAGCGGCCAUGCAUCACGGAAACUCGGCGACGUUGCAGCCGCCAGCUCUGUGCCCCUUGGUGCUGCUCACGUGUGGAAUGCUGAUCUUGAUGAAGAUGCAAUCGGAGUCCUCUUGCUUCUCUCAAGGUCCGACAAGGUCAGCGACAAAUGCCACAUCGCGACGUCGUUUCAUAUCCAUGGCUAGCUGUUCAUCACAACAACAACAACAACAACAAAAUAGUGUGUGGCUACCACGAAACUAUCUCAAACGGAGCUUGGUUCUUCCCACAACAUAA